AUGAGACCGCUCACUGAUGUGGAGACGCAGACUCUCUUUACAAAAUUGGCUAACUACACCGGCCGCUCCUUAACCCAACUCAUCGCACCAAGCGACUCCUCCGAAAAAGACGAUCGCUUCGUGUUCCGCUUGCACGAAUCGCGCGUCUACUAUGUCCGUCUCUCGAUCGCCAAUCUAGCCACUUCCAUUGCCCGCGACAACCUCCUCUCCCUUGGCACCUGCAUUGGAAAAUUCACAAAGACAGGAAAAUUCCGUCUACACAUCACCGCGCUGGAUGUGAUUGCUCCGCAUGCUCGUUACAAGCUAUGGGUCAAGCCAAAUGGCGAAAUGCCGUUUCUCUAUGGCGGGAAUGUAGUAAAAGCGCACGUGGGUCGGUGGAGUGAAGACUGUCCUGAACAUUCGGGCGUUGUGAUCCUGGCGAUGGAUGAUACCCCCUUGGGCUUCGGAGUUACUGCGAGGAGCACGGCUGAAGCGAGAAAACUGGAGCCCACCAGUAUCGUGGCCUUCCGGCAGGGUGAUGUUGGCGAGUAUCUGAGGGAGGAGGAUAGUUUGUUCACGACUUGA
Messenger RNA from Cladophialophora psammophila CBS 110553, 564 nucleotides. Its product is annotated as 60S ribosome subunit biogenesis protein NIP7. Gene Ontology annotation, biological process: ribosomal large subunit biogenesis; ribosome assembly. The transcript has a single exon. Lineage: Eukaryota; Fungi; Ascomycota; Eurotiomycetes; Chaetothyriales; Herpotrichiellaceae. Gene Ontology annotation, cellular component: preribosome, large subunit precursor; nucleus; nucleolus. Gene Ontology annotation, molecular function: RNA binding. The coding region runs from base 1 to 564 and encodes 187 amino acids. The record is from RefSeq and is a predicted model, not a curated record.